UGGGUCCACCAUCUCCCUCCAGGAGGCCCUCGGCUGUUCCCAGUGAGCCUGUGGAUGCCACUCGAGAUGUCCCCUUUUGGCUGCUGGGGCCUGCCUGCCGCCCUUCUUGCCCUGUUCUGCUGCCCAGGAUCUGGUGAGGGGUUCGAGGUGCACAUGUAUCCGGAGCAGCUUGUGGUGGAGCCUGGAGGGUCAAAGUUGAUCAACUGUAGUACCAGCUGUGCCCAGCCGCAGACCGGUGGCCUGGAGACCGCCCUAACCAAGACCCUGCUGGAGUCGGGAGCUCAGUGGAAGCAGUACUUGGUCUCCAACAUCUCCCAGGACACAGUCAUCCACUGCUACUUCACCUGCUUCGGGAAUCAGAAGUUAAAGAGCCUCAACAUCAGCGUGUUCUACCCUCCAAAGCAAGUGCUGCUGAAGCUGCAGCCCGCGUGGGUGGCUGUGGGGAGAUCCUUCACCGUCGAGUGCCACGUGCCGGCUGUGAAACCCCUCGAGAGCCUCACUCUCACCCUGCUCCGUGGCCAGGAGGCCCUGUGCAACAAGACCUUUGCGAGGGGAGACAGUGGCACCCGAGGGGCCACGGCCACACACAACAGCACGGCUCACAGGGAAGACGGCCACCACAACUUCUCGUGCCACGCCCGCCUAGAUCUGCGGUCUCUCGGCGGGGGCAUCGUUCACCGUGUCUCCGAGCCCCAGAUGCUCAAGGUCUAUGAGCCCAGGCCAGACAACCAGAUGGUCGUCAUCAUCUCUGUCGUGUCGGUGCUGCUGUUCUUGUUUGUGACAUCCAUCCUCCUGUGCUUUGUCUUGGGCCAACACUGGCGCCAGAGGCGGAUGGGCGCUUACGGGGUACAGGAUGCUUAAGCAGGGCCGAAGUCGGGCCGACUGGGCACAGCCUACAUGAGUGGCACGGCCACCAGCGCCGCAGCCCCUGGAACUCAGCACGACUCCUCGGGAUCGUGGUCCAGCCCUGGCUACAGGACUGUAACAAGCAGCCGAGGACAUCGGGGUCAUUUCCUUUUCUAGUCUGCAUAUAAACACCUGGACUUAACCCUG
Neomonachus schauinslandi (Hawaiian monk seal) is the source of this 1053-nucleotide messenger RNA. It is a transcript of the gene ICAM2, whose product is annotated as intercellular adhesion molecule 2. Gene Ontology annotation, cellular component: membrane. NCBI's taxonomy places the organism in Eukaryota, Metazoa, Chordata, Mammalia, Carnivora, Phocidae. The coding region runs from base 55 to 861 and encodes 268 amino acids. Gene Ontology annotation, biological process: cell-cell adhesion. Gene Ontology annotation, molecular function: integrin binding. The record is from RefSeq and is a predicted model, not a curated record. The transcript is spliced from 4 exons.